UGUAAACAUUGGCAUUUGUUGCUAAUGCUUAUGCUAAUCGAACAAAUUUUUAAGGAUAGUUCUACGAUAAGCAUUAUGUAAAUCGUAGAAGAAUGUAAACAAUUGAAACGCGCAGCCUUCGGCGUAACUUUCGUUUGACAGGACAACAGGUUUUUACAGCCUACUAGAGUGCGAUGCAUUCCGCGAUUUAGACGCGAUGGGUUCGAAAAUCGAGCGCGAUAAAACGUGAAAAAUAACAAUAAUUGUGAAAAUAUGAGUGAAAGAAAGUUCGCGAGGGGUUUGACGAAGCCCGGAACGGCCGCCCAGCUAAGGGAAACCGUUUCGCAGGUAGUGAGGGAAAACACAGUGCAAAACAAGCCGCAGCUGGUCGACCCGCUGGAUUUCGAGAACUUUUUGAUCAAGAACAAGACUGUUUUGCAGAAUGACCCGCAGAGGGAGCUGCUACUCUAUCCCUCAGACGACCUCAAGCAAGUGGUACUCCCUCGCCAUUACAGAACCCUAUCGCAGCCCAAUCCGACUCAAGACCAAACGGACCAAUGCAACUUAUUCACAAAACAAUGCGUCAACACGUACUCGUCGAACUGGCACUUGGUGCAUUACAAAUACAGCGCGUACUCCGGCUCGUACGCCGACCUACCGAAACUACCAAAUACUAGCUAUAAGGAGGAAAACUACGAGAUAGACAUCGAUGAGUCGGUGGACGAUGUGAAACCCAGGGUCGAGUUGGUGACGAAGGAGGGGUUCCUGAUGAAGGGCCCGGAAAUAGGGUCCGAAAGAUCCUUCGUGAACUUGGGGUCCAAAAGUUUCAAGAGGAGAUACUGCUCUUUAAGGCAGGAAGUGGACGGGACCUACAUUCUAGAGCUCUACAAAGACGAACGAAAGGGGGAAGCGAAAGUGACGAUCGUGAUGGAUUUUUGCACAGACGUAGUCAAAAAUUUGAAACGUGGCAGAUUCUGCUUUGAGCUAAGAAUGACGGGGGGUCACAAAUCGUAUUUGCUAGCAGCCGAAAACGACGGCGAUCUUAAGGACUGGUUGACCAAAUUGACAUCAGUGUUACAGCAGUAUAAAAUACAGGAGGAGAAAAGGGCUGCUUCUCUGGAGAGAGAUAAAAAUACGCCACCCCCUUCACCACAAAUUCAGCAACCUUUUGGAACCCUGAAAGGCCUGGAACAAAGCAUGAAUCCACAACUCAUGAAGUACGCCAGAGAAACUGAUGUUAGUAUAGCUCGUUCCAGGAAAGAUCAACGUGAAAAAUUGUUUCUUUUGUACCCACAAUUAGCCAUGAAUUUAAAACCCCAAAGUUCUAGUCAGGAGAUGUUGGAUCCGUACAAGGAAAUUUUCGGCCAUAGAGUUCUACUCAAAUGUGAGAAUGUUAAGUUUAAGCUACAGGCAGUGGAUGAUAGAGAAAACUUGUGUCAAGUGGAACCAUAUUUUACUACGUUGUGUCUGUUUGAUGCUAGGACUGGUAGAAAGUUAACCGAAAACUUCCAUUUCGAUGUUAAUAAUGCGAGUAUACGCAACACUUUGAGCUGUAUGAACGGUGAUAUAUCCGCUAAUUUGGAUCUCCCACAAAAACUGCCCACAGAUUGGAUUUUAUUCCGACGGCAAGCCAUUUUAAGCGUCACCAACCCUCAUUCGGAAAUAUUUCUUGUGGUGAGAAUUGAGAAGGUUCUACAAGGCGGCAUAUGUCAAAGUAGCGAACCCUACGUAAAGGCUAACCGAGACCCAAAAAUAAGCCUCAAAACGUACAGAAAUAUAGCGACGUGCUGCCAACGCCUGGGCAAAUACCGGAUGCCCUUCGCAUGGGCAGCAAGACCACUUUUUAGGCUAUACAGCAACGAGUUGGACACAAACUCGGACUUCCACGCGAUUUACAGACAAGAAACAAACAAAUUAACCGACGACGAACUCCUCAAAUUGCUGACCGAAUACCGGAAACCGGACAAGUUCAGCAAAUUCACCGUGAUUCCUGGAACCUUGCAAAUAAAUGUUUCUGCUGUCCACGAUCUUCCACAAAAUUCUCUUACUACCUCGCUACUGCCCUUAAAACCAUUCCCUUUACCUCCAACACACGAGCCUUCCAUAGAAAUAAUGGAAUUCGAGGGGAAUUCCGAAAAAGAAAUUCACCCUUACUCGACUUUCGUAAACCAUUUAUACGUAUAUCCGCAAAGUUUAAAUUUCGAUACGCAAAAAACGUUCACUCGGGCAAGAAACAUAGCUUGCGUCAUAGAAUUGAGAGAUUCCGAUAAUGAGGAAGCUAAAGGUUUACAGUGUAUCUAUGGUCGGCCAGACCAACAACCGCUUGUCGCGCAGACAUCCUGUGCAGUCCUCCAUCACAACACCAUACCGACAUGGUACGAAGAAGUCAAAAUCAAACUGCCAACAAACAUUUUAUCCACCCACCACUUGUUGUUCACUUUUUACCACAUCUCCUGCGAUAUAACGAAAAAACGCGAAAUCAGCAUCGAAAACUGCGUUGGUUACUCAUGGUUGCCGUUGCUGCACAAAGGCAAACUUAACGUUGAUGUGCAGUCGGUACCAGUGGCUGCGCAUUUGCCUCCGGGGUAUUUGAGCAUACACCCGUUCGGGUUGGGAAGAGGGAGCGCUGGACCUGAUAUCAACUGGGUGGAUGGUCAAAAGCCAAUAUUUGCAAUCGCAUUUAACCUGAUAUCCACUGUUAACACAAAGGACCAGCACCUACAUAACCUAUUUUGUCAUGCUGAGAGACUACUAGAUCCUAAACCAUCAGCGACCCCUUCGGAAGGGGAAACAACUAAAAUUCUUAAAGCUUUACACGCAAUACAUUUGACAACAUUAAUAAAUUACCUACCGACAUUAUUCAACCAACUUUUUACAUUACUUUUGGCGACCAAUAGUGAAGAAAUCGGUAUAAAUAUAGUCCGAGUUUUAAUCAAUUUGGUUAACAUGAUAUACGAAGCGAAUAGAAAGGAAGUUUUGAAAUCCUAUGUUAAGUACGUUUUUGUGCAACCGGAAUCCAGAAAAAAUGCCACAGUACACGAGGAGAUGUGCAAAUAUUUACCAACCAUUUUGAAUCCUAGCAAUACGGAUUUUUUGGUCGUCAACAAGUUUAUGCAUCAUUCCGAUUUCUUUUUCGAUGUCAUUUGUAAAGGAAUGGCGCAACAUUUACUAUCCAGUGGAAGAAUUAAGAUGCAUCGCCAUGAGAGAUUCAGCACGGAUUUCUUGAACAAAUUAGAAAGCCUGAUGGAGGUUCUAACCCCCUACAUUCUAACACAGUACAAAGAAAAACCCCUAGAAACAAAAGAACUGAACAAAAGCCUGGCAAACUUCUUGAAACAAUGCCUGUCCCUGAUAGACCGCGGUUUCGUCUUUAAAAUCAUCAACGACUACAUGGACAAGUUCAAUCCCGGCGACUCCAGAAUCCUGCAGGAGUACAAAUUCAAUUUCCUCGAGAUCAUUUCCAGUCACGAACACUACGUUUCGUUUAAUUUGCCGAUACAGUACACGAAAUUGAGCCCGAGAAACCGCUCCCCGGAUAGCACGGAAGAGUUGAUUCUCUCGAAGGAAUUUUGCAGACACCAUUUCCUGGUCGGUCUGCUCUUGCAGGAGGUGAAAACCGCGCUCAACGAGGUGCAGCACAUCAGAAAAAUCGCUUUGAAUGCUCUGAGAAAUCUGAUCGCCAAACACGAGCUGGACGACAGGUACCAAAACAAAGGGCAGAUGAACAGGAUCGCCUUACUUUACCUGCCUUGGUUGAACAUCGUUUUGGAGAACUUGAACCGGUUGGAUACGGCGGAAAGAAAUGAUGGCGCCAAUGAUGGUAUAGCAAACAGGAUUUCCUCGAGUAGUUCUUUUUUGUUUGCUAAGAGUUCAAAUACUAGUGAUUGUACUCCCAAAAGUUUUAAUAGGUUUACCUUACAUUUGGAUAAGGGGAGUCCAAUGCAUAUAAGGAAUUCGGCGUUUUUUGAUGCCAUAGCUGGACAAUCCCUUAUUAAUGGCAACUCUCGGAGCAUAGACUCGGACCUCUCCACUAUGUCAGGAGAUGCACAAUCCACUUUGUCCCAAGAUACAACGUUAAUAAAAGACGAACAAAAAAACGGCGAAGUGAAAUCUCACACGCGAACCACAUCGCAAGUGCAGCGGUACGACAAACUGCAACCGCAAGAAGUCAAAGACGUCCUCUUAAUAUUCCUAUUCGUCGUCAAAUACCUAAGCGAAGAGCAACUGAUCAUGUGGUGGGAACAAUACUCGGACUCCGACGUGGUGAAUUUUUUCGCAAUACUGGAAAUGAGCCUUUACUGCUUUAAAUACAACGGGAAACGUAACGUUACGGUAAUUAAGGGUGGUGAUGGAAAAAGCGGCGCCAAGAAGGCUCAUACGUUACCUGCGAGGAUGAAUCCCACGGAAAUUAAUCACGAAGGGACGGGAACUUUGGUGAUACACACCAAUAGAGAAAGCUUGGUCUCAGACAACGAAGUGGAGAAAAGGCAGCAAGCGAUCCUGGAGCAAAAUUUGGCCGCCGAAGUGGGCAUGAUAACGUUGGAUUGUAUGGGGUUGUACUGCAUGAAUUUCCGCAAAACCUUGAUGAAUUCCGACGGCGAAAACGAAGUGAUGAAAAAAAUAUUCGACAUUUAUUUGUCCUUCAUACAAAUCGGACAGAGCGAGAGCUUGUUCAAGCACGUUUUCGCCGCGUUAAGAGCUUUCAUAAAUAAUUUUUCCUUGGUUUUGUUUCAAGGAAACGCCGUGUUGUGUGGCAGGUUGUGUUACGAAUUAUUGAAAUGUUGCAACAGCAGAUUGGCGUCGAUACGGCAAGAAUCUUGCGCGAUACUGUAUUUACUGAUGCGCAGUAAUUUCGAGUUUACGGGUCGCAAAGGACUCACCAGAGUGCACCUGCAAGUAAUUAUAUCCGUGUCGCAAAUGUUGGGAAACAUUGUUGGGUUGAAUAACGCGCGCUUUCAAGAAAGUUUAUCUCUAAUAAACAGUUACGCGGGCAGCGAUAAGGCUAUGAAAGGAACAGGAUUUCCUGUAGAAGUGAAGGAUUUAACGAAGCGUAUUCGCACAGUUUUGAUGGCGACUUUGCAAAUGCGGGAGCAUCAUCACGAUCCGGAAAUGUUGGUCGAUUUGCAGCACAGUUUGGCCAAUUCUUAUGCUUCUACUCCCGAGUUGAGGCAUACAUGGCUUGAAACAAUGACAAGGAAUCACGUUCGAGAUGGGAAUUAUUCAGAGGCCGCUUGUUGCCAGCUUCACAUAGCCGCCUUGAUGGCGGAAUACCUAAAACUAAAAAACAUACAAACGUGGGGUGCGGAAGUUUUCGCGAAAAUAUCAUCGAACAUCUCAGUGGAUGAAAAAGGCUUAAAACUGGAUUCUGGCGUGCAGGAUAUACAGUACACGGAGUUCAUUAUGUUGGAGCAACUCGAAACGUGCGCCGAAUUUCUGGAUAAAGCCGAGCGAUAUGAAUGCAUGGGAGAAUUGUAUAGGUUGAUAAUACCGAUUUAUGAGAAGAAGAGGGAUUAUGAUUUGCUAAGGAAGUCGUAUAAUAAACUCGCGUUAAAUUACGAGAAGGUCGUGGAGAUGAACAAAAGUGGGAGGAGAUUGUUGGGGAGAUACUACAAGGUGGGUUUUUACGGGCAAGCGUACUUCGAGGACGAAAAUGGGGUUGAAUACGUAUAUAAAGAACCCAAGGUUACGUCUCUAAGCGAAAUAUCCGAGCGACUUUUAAAGCAAUAUUGCGACAAGUUCGGGCAAGAUGUAGUCAAAAUGAUACAAGAUUCCGCUCCGGUAGUACAGAAAAAUCUGGAUCCUAAAUUGGCCCACAUUCAAGUAACCCACGUUACACCGUACUUCGAGAAAAUCGACUUGGAGGAACGCCUAACGGAAUUCGAGCAAAACCACGAUAUCAACACGUUCAUGUUCGAAACGCCGUUCACGAAAGACGGAAAACCUCGCGGAAAUCCAGAAGAACAAUGGAAAAGACGAACAGUUCUAAGCACCGUUUACUCCUUUCCCUACGUCAAAAAACGAAUUCCGAUCAACGGCAAACGGCACCUCGAGUUGAGUCCGAUAGAGGUCGCCAUCGACGAGAUGCAAAUAAGGGUCGCGGAACUCGAAGAUGUGGUUUUUUGCACUCAACCAGACGCCAAAAAAUUACAAUUGAGACUGCAGGGGAGCGUUUGCGUGCAAGUUAACGCGGGGCCUUUGGCAUACGCGUCCGUAUUUUUGGAUCCCACUCUAUCCAAUAUGUAUCCUGAAGAUAAGGUUGAAGAACUGAAAGAUCUUUACAGGGAAUUUGUAAAAAUCUGCUACUCAGCGCUGCAAAUAAACGGUAGGUUGAUAACGACAGAUCAGUUGGAGUACCAGGAAGUUUUGAGGCAAAACUAUAAAAAGCUUUGCACAUCUCUAUCGGAAUUGUUCGGGGAAUCCCUGUGGCCACAUGACGACACUGGGAGCUUUAAAAGGAACAGCAUGGCACUUUUCAGUGCCAUAAGCGGCGCGUCGCAAAAUUCUAGCACAGCAUAAAAGUUAUGUUAAUUUUAUUUAUUGUUGUUUUGUUUAUUGUGUAAUUUAUUAAAUUGAAUUAAUAGGGUAUAUAUUUAUUGAUGCAUUGGUUAAUAAUUUAUUAUUAAUUAAUUAUUAUUAGGAAUACAUAUAUGAAAAUAAAUGUUU
Brassicogethes aeneus is the source of this 6642-nucleotide messenger RNA. The record is from the annotation of a GenBank genome assembly. Lineage: Eukaryota; Metazoa; Arthropoda; Insecta; Coleoptera; Nitidulidae.